AUGGCCGUGACAUCAGCGGACGACCUACCUACCGACGUCCACCAGCAUGUUGGCUUCGUGUCUGUCGGCCCGGUACGCAGCACCAUAGAACUCGUGUGGGGCUGCGUGUUUACAAUCAUCAUCUGCACUUGGAAUAUUCAGCAUCUUACAAUUGCUUCUCCCUACAAGUCCGCAUGGAGGGGUAUGACCCGCAAAAUCGGCUGGGCCCUGUUCACCAUAAUUGCCCCGGAAUAUGUUAGUAUCCAGGCGAUUAAUGAAUAUGUCGGUGCCCGCAUCCAAAAUCGGGAGAUGCGGGACCUCGGGCUCAGAUGGUGGACAACGAAACAUUCAUUCUUCGGCAAUAUAGGCGGGUACCUGUUGGAGUAUCAAAACGAGGGCCAAAUCAUUGUCAGAUUCCCAGAGAUCGAAUGGCUAGUAACAGAAAAGUUGUUGGUUCUGCCAGAGAUCGCAGGUUGGGAGAUCGACGGCCUGGCUCGUGAGGACGGCUUCCGAAAAGCAGUUGCUGUUGUACAGCUUAUCUGGUUCGCUCUUCAAUGCAUUGGCCGGACCGUGGAAGGAAUGGAGUCGGCCCUUUUCGAAGUCGUGACGCUGUGCUUUGUCACUUGCACGAUUGUCACUUUGAUCUUCUGGUGGAAGAAGCCGGCAGGGGUCGCCAUACGAAGAAAAAUUUCUUGCCCCUCGAUCAGCGGUGAAGAUAUCGACAGAAUGCUCGAGAGAACACACGGAGACAGGUUCAAGUUGAUCCAAGAAUUACAGUUACGCCAAAAGGACAAUGCCGACGACCACAUGAAUCAGUAUUGGAUCGGCAUAGUGUUCUUUCUGGCCGGAGCGGUCGGGGUAUGGCACCUUGCAGCGUGGAACUACUCGUUCCCUAGCUCGGUUGAGCGCAUACUCUGGAGAGCUUCGAGCAUCACCACGGUUAUUCUGCCGAUCAUCUUCUUUUUCACCAUAAUUGCCGAAGGUAAAUUCGACUCUCUACCCCUUUGGAUUGUGGUAUCUUUUUUAAUGUGCACCUAUAUCGUCGCACGAACAUAUCUUGUGGUCGAGACGAUCAUAUCGCUGCGGUCAGCGCCAUCAGGAAUCUACGAGCGUGUCAGAUGGAGCGAAUUUAUACCUCACGUCUGA
Messenger RNA from Fonsecaea erecta, 1125 nucleotides. RefSeq lists its product as hypothetical. The record is from RefSeq and is a predicted model, not a curated record. The transcript has a single exon. NCBI's taxonomy places the organism in Eukaryota, Fungi, Ascomycota, Eurotiomycetes, Chaetothyriales, Herpotrichiellaceae. Bases 1 to 1125 code for a protein of 374 amino acids.